Lampris incognitus (smalleye Pacific opah) is the source of this 882-nucleotide messenger RNA. RefSeq names its product elastase 3 like (gene ela3l). The transcript has 8 exons. NCBI's taxonomy places the organism in Eukaryota, Metazoa, Chordata, Actinopteri, Lampriformes, Lampridae. Gene Ontology annotation, molecular function: serine-type endopeptidase activity. Bases 32 to 841 code for a protein of 269 amino acids. The record is from RefSeq and is a predicted model, not a curated record. Gene Ontology annotation, biological process: proteolysis.
CUGCUGUACCUCAGCAGAAGCAUCAAUCAACAUGAUCCCCAUCAUCCUGGCCUCAGUGCUCAUUGCUAGCACCCUUGGGUGUGGCACCCCACCCAUUGCGCCUUUGUCGUCCCGUGUGGUCAAUGGAGUGGACGCCAAGCCCCACAGCUGGCCCUGGCAGAUAUCUCUGCAGUAUGAGAGAGCUGGUCAGUGGAGACACACCUGCGGAGGAACUCUGAUUGCUGCCAAUUGGGUCAUGACCGCUGCUCAUUGUGUCAACCCAGAUCUGUCCUAUAGAGUGUUCGUUGGCAAGUACAAUCUGGUGGAGGAGGAGGCUGGUUCCCAGGCCAUUCUGCCCGAGAAGAUGAUUGUUAAUGAGAAGUGGAAUCCCAUCUUUGUGGCUCUCGGGAAUGACGUUGCCCUGAUCAAGCUGUCUGAGUCUGUGACCUUGAGUGAUCAUGUACAGCUGGCCUGUAUUCCUGCUGCUGGCACUGUCCUGGCCAACCUCUACCCUUGCUACAUCACUGGAUGGGGCAGGCUCCAGACUGGAGGCCCCAUUGCUGAUAAUUUGCAGCAGGCUUUGAUGCCUGUGGCCGACUAUGCCACCUGCUCCCAGCCUGACUGGUGGGGCUUCGCUGUCAGGACAACCAUGGUGUGUGCCGGUGGGGAUGGCAUUGUGGCAGGCUGCAACGGUGACUCUGGCGGCCCCCUGAACUGUAAGAACGCCGACGGCGUGUGGGAGGUCCAUGGCAUCGCCAGCUUCGUCUCUGGCCUUGGCUGCAACUAUAAGAAGAAGCCCACCGUCUUCACUCGUGUGUCUGCCUUCAAUGACUGGAUCACCCAGACCAUGAUGAAUAACUGAAGAUGAACUAUGAUAGUCAAUAAAAGCUGCAACAAAAGACA